Messenger RNA from Aspergillus neoniger CBS 115656, 942 nucleotides. Its product is annotated as putative mitochondrial dicarboxylate carrier. NCBI's taxonomy places the organism in Eukaryota, Fungi, Ascomycota, Eurotiomycetes, Eurotiales, Aspergillaceae. Gene Ontology annotation, cellular component: mitochondrial membrane. The record is from RefSeq and is a predicted model, not a curated record. The coding region runs from base 1 to 942 and encodes 313 amino acids. The transcript is spliced from 4 exons. Gene Ontology annotation, molecular function: thiosulfate transmembrane transporter activity; antiporter activity; succinate transmembrane transporter activity. Gene Ontology annotation, biological process: oxaloacetate transport; thiosulfate transport; succinate transmembrane transport.
AUGUCUACCAUGGCCAGCGGCGCGAAGUUGGAGGCGUCGCAUCCUCCCAAGGCGGCGAAUGCUCCAGCCCCUGCAAAAAAAGUCCAUUAUCCUUUCUGGUUCGGUGGUUCAGCAUCAUGCUUUGCGGCUGCCGUUACUCACCCUCUGGAUCUCGUGAAGGUCCGCCUGCAGACCCGCGGGCCUGGCGCCCCCUCGACUAUGGUCGGCACAUUCGUGCAUGUGUUCAAGAAUGACGGAUUCUUCGGUCUUUACAGCGGGUUGUCCGCCGCCAUUCUGCGCCAGCUGACCUACUCCACCACACGAUUCGGUAUCUACGAGGAACUCAAGAACCACUUUACCUCCCCCGACUCGCCUCCUGGCCUCUUCACCCUGAUCGGUAUGGCCUCUGCCUCCGGCUUCAUCGGUGGCAUGGCUGGUAACCCCGCCGACGUUCUGAACGUGCGCAUGCAAUCCGACGCUGCUCUCCCUACCGCUCAACGCCGUAACUACCGCAACGCGAUUCACGGAUUGGUGACAAUGACGCGCACCGAAGGUCCCGCCAGCUUGUUCCGCGGUGUGUGGCCGAACUCGACCCGUGCUGUUCUCAUGACAACGUCGCAACUGGCCUCGUACGAUACCUUCAAGCGCCUGUGUCUUGAGAAGCUCGGCAUGUCUGAUAACAUGGGAACGCAUUUCACUGCCUCCUUCAUGGCUGGAUUUGUGGCUACCACUGUCUGCAGUCCCGUUGAUGUGAUCAAGACUCGUGUCAUGAGCGCUUCUCCGGCUGAAGGCCGCAGUCAGAGCAUCGUUGGACUGCUCCGCGAUAUCACUAGAAAGGAGGGCCUCGCAUGGGCUUUCCGUGGUUGGGUGCCGAGCUUCAUUCGUCUCGGUCCUCACACCAUUGCUACGUUCAUCUUCCUUGAGGAGCACAAGAAGCUCUACCGCUUGUUGAAGGGGCUUUGA